CUCGGCAGCGGCGCCGAGGGGCCCGAGGCUCGCCGUGCUGCUCCCUAGAUUCCGACAAAGCCCCACUUGGCUGAUCUUGGACCUGGAAUUUCAACCUGAAGGCAGCGCAGAGACCCGUAGUAAGAUGCUGGAGAGGGGCCUUCGAGGGGGUCCUAUUGGAAGGCGUCAAGACGGAAGCAUCCAGUUUUAUCAGAAAUUGGAACAGAGCUCUUCUCUAAGAGAAACUGGCAUGGCCACAAAAACACCCAGGUCAGGGAGCAGUGGGAAAGCAAAAAUUGGCCGGGUGUCUGCAAUUGUGGGUCCCCAGGCGAGACAAGGCUCGGGCCCAGGGCGCAAAGUGGUGACCCGGCCCCGGGGCGGGAGAAGACAGUGCAUCCUCUUCGACCUUGGACUCGGGUCUGCAGUGUUUUUAGCUCCUCUCAGUUCCCCAGAGGCAAACACCGGAGAGGGUUUCUCCAGGCUGCCCUCUCCCGGAGCGGGGUGCGGGGGGUAUUUUGAAGACAAAAAUGUAAAAUUCGCACCUUCUAAGUUCGUCCCCCUGUGGUCCCUUGUUUUUUCGCCCAGGGGAUCACACUGGGAUUCACAGUGAGGAGAACCCCGGGGGCAGAGAUGGGUGGGGCCUAGAAAUCCUCUGAAUCCGGGUGCGGCGCGUUUUGUUUAAAAUAAAGACAAAUGUUGCUCUAACCGUUUCUAACCCAAAGCGUGUCAAGGAACGCGAAAUCCGCAAGUGGCCGAAUAUUUAUAAUGUGGAAAUGUGGGUCUCCCCUGGGAGAGGACGCGGUUCAGCCUCUGGGCUUGGGCCACAGACUUCCGCAGCCUUGCAUCUCCCGACCUAGGACCCUACUGGGUCCCUGGGGACUCCUGGGACCCACCCUCUCCUGGGUUGCCGAGUCCCACGGUUGGCAGCCACCCCUCCUCCCGGCCCGUCUUCCUGAACUCGCGCUCGGCGGAGAGCGCGAGCCGGACGGGGGUGCCAGUGCGGCUGCCUUCGCGCCCCACCCCCGCCACCGCCUCCCGGUCUCCGCACCCGAGCGGGCGUCUGGCCACGCUGUCCGCCCCGGCCUCCCGCGGCACUCCACGGAUGCCCCCGCGUCCCGGACGCCGCGCCCCUACCCACCGGAUUGCCUUCGGGGCUGUGUCGUCGGCGUGGCGCUGUGAGCCGGGCCCCCAAGAGCCCCCAGGCCCGCCACAUGGACUCUACUAGCAGCUACGUAGCCCUGCGGGUCGGAGAUGCUCAGCGGAGGAGGAAGUACAGAGAAAAAAGAAGAGGAAGGGGAAAAAAAAAUGCUAACAUACACACACGCACUCGAAACCGACUUUGGGGUUGGACUUUUUCAGUUUCACACGAAGAGACCUGCGGUAUCUGGAGAAGGUUUUUGAAGACGUUUAGGAGGAAGGGUGAGUUUUCUGCUGAGAAACUCAAUCUGCCAUACAGUAGCGGCCCCAUCUGGGAUGUGUCACUGCUGACAGCACCACAGGGCACAGCCGUGAUCUUCUGCGCAGGCUGCACUCCCCGAAAUACCCUCCUUAAUCAAAGGAUGUCUGCGCGCCGGAGCUCAGCUGACCGCGCCGGGAGCAGAGCGGCCGGUGGAUUCCACCCUCGGCCCGCCCCCUCCCCACGCACACAGGCCGCGGCCCCUCUCCCCUCUCCCCAGCACAUCAAUUAAAAGCGGAAAAGACACAGGCUGAUGUCAUUGCUCUCAGAAGAUCAUAAACGUAAAAGAGUCAUCCUGUGAGAAUCCCUGAAAAUGACUUUAAUGAAUAAUUUCAGAGACAGUUAUGACUUUGGGUGAUUACUGAGCGAGAAUAUGAAAACCAGAUUUACAAAGCAAAGGCGAUGGUCAGGCGGCCUGGCCGCCACUUUCCCCCUAUUAAAACAAGCAUCAGCCUGCUUUCUUUGCCAAGUACCAGUCACAAACUUAGGUUGCGUUUUCAGGUUUUUCUUUUUCAGAAAUAAAUGCAGAAAACAUG
Messenger RNA from Oryctolagus cuniculus (rabbit), 1971 nucleotides. The record is from RefSeq and is a predicted model, not a curated record. NCBI's taxonomy places the organism in Eukaryota, Metazoa, Chordata, Mammalia, Lagomorpha, Leporidae.